AUGUCUAAACUCUUUGUUCCUGAACGAACGUUCAUUCUACCCUUUGCUGUCAAUAAUGACAGAGCUUAUACGAUUGAAUUGAUGGAUGCUGCAAACAUUCGUAAUUCUUUUGAACGUAAUCUUUUGCUCAAUCCACCAUACCCUCUCAGCUUACCUCUCAGAGAGCUUCUGAAACCAAUGCGGAAAGACGCUACUUCAUCACCUCCUAGACCAAUGAACGGUUGGAUUAUCUUUCGCAGAGACCUCGAAGGUCAACUGCGUUUUUAUUAUUCUGGACAACCGCGUAGCAUGAAGGAAACUUCCGCAAUUGCUAGUAAUUUUUGGAAAAAUCGGCCAAAAGUAAAACUAUACUUUACUAUUCUUGCUAAACUGGCAGAGAAAGUACACAAAGAUGUCUAUCCCGAUUACUGUUAUAAGCCGAAGAGGUCAAAUCGGCCCAAGCCACCAAGCUGGCCUUUUAUACAAGUGGAUGGAAACAAGCCUACUCGGAAAAAAAAUAACAAAAAGGACGUAUCUGAAAUUGAUGGUCAGACACAUCAACACAUUGGGCAAUGUAAUGUCGAUAACAACACUCAUUUACAAAAUAAUGUUGACGAAUCCUGCCAACGCGUUAACAUAUACGUUAGUGACAAUACGCUUAGCUUGCCUUCUAAUGUUCACGUCGAUUCUUUCGGUCUCCUUACUAUCAGAGACAAUGCAACAAUUCAAGACGACAUUGGUACAUCAAAUUUUCCGACAAUUGGUCAUGAAAUUUACUUUAAUGAUAAUAUGCCGUUUUUAAUCUACAUACCAGUGCUGGAAAAUGGUAUGGAAGAGUAUCCAAUGAUUAGUAAUGUUCCAUAG
This is a messenger RNA of Paraglomus brasilianum, 843 nucleotides long. NCBI's taxonomy places the organism in Eukaryota, Fungi, Glomeromycota, Glomeromycetes, Paraglomerales, Paraglomeraceae. The record is from the annotation of a GenBank genome assembly.